CAAGUGUCAACAUUCACCCACGACCGCUCACGAGCCACACCGUCAUUUGUUACGCCGUCACGUUCUUCCACGAACCUCACCUCACCUCAACCCUCUCCCCACAUCUAGCCUGACACCUCUCGGCCAUUUGGACACGGCAAGGCAGCAGCCUAUUGUUGGACUAAUACUAUUGUUGGCAAUCUUCUGCCUGCCAUCUCACUCCGCCACCUUCUGUUGCUAUUGUCACGACAAUCAAUAAGGACCGCUGUCUACACGCCCUGCUUCCUAGCAUCCAUCUUCGACAGCAACACCACCGUUGCUCAGAUCAUCCACCAUGGCAAUGGCUACCCUUCCCACCCCGGCGCAGAAUGCGGCCGCACUGGACCAUUUCAUCUACCUCCCUGUCUCCCCGGACAUGGUGUCCUACCUCGCACGCAAAGCCUCGCAAGUCAUCCGCUGCGAGGGCCAGCCUCACAUGGACAAGAGUCUGCCACCCACUCCCCCCAGCACCCCUCCCCAGCACACUGCAUCGCUGUACUCGGAGCCGCAACUGCCCUCUUUGGAGGAGUUCAUCAGCACCCUUGUCGAUCGAUCGCACGUCCAAGUCCCGACAUUGAUGACCUCGCUCGUCUACCUCGCGCGUCUACAGCAACGUCUGCCCCCAGUCGCCAAGGGCAUGAAGUGCACCUCGCAUCGCAUCUUCCUCGCCGCCCUGAUCCUCGCCGCCAAGAACCUCAACGACUCCUCGCCCAAGAACAAGCACUGGGCUCGCUACACCGCCGUCACCGGCUACCCCCACUUUGGCUUCAGCCUGACCGAAGUCAACCUGAUGGAGAAGCAGCUCCUCGGCCUCCUCGAUUGGGAUCUGAGGAUCACUGAGGAUGACCUCUACUACCAUCUCGAACCCUUCCUCGCUCCCAUCCGCCAAUGGCAGACACGACAAGCCGAGAAGCAGAGGGAGCAAAGAAUACGGGAAGAGAUGGCGAGACUCCAUCCACCUCGCCGGAGAGCAUCAACUCCUCCUACAACGACCCGAUGAUUGAGGAGAUUCCCGUGGCGAUACAACACUACGACAGCCAUCAUCCGUCCAUCGUCGACAUCCAAGCAACGGCUCUGCCGAAGCAACCGCUUCCCGCCGUCCUGCCGAACGCUGCUCC
This is a messenger RNA of Neohortaea acidophila, 1136 nucleotides long. RefSeq lists its product as uncharacterized. Gene Ontology annotation, molecular function: cyclin-dependent protein serine/threonine kinase regulator activity; protein kinase binding. Bases 314 to 1018 code for a protein of 234 amino acids. The transcript is spliced from 2 exons. The record is from RefSeq and is a predicted model, not a curated record. Gene Ontology annotation, biological process: regulation of cyclin-dependent protein serine/threonine kinase activity. NCBI's taxonomy places the organism in Eukaryota, Fungi, Ascomycota, Dothideomycetes, Mycosphaerellales, Teratosphaeriaceae. Gene Ontology annotation, cellular component: cyclin-dependent protein kinase holoenzyme complex; nucleus.